AAGUAUUUGUUGUAUGGAGAGAAGUGGGGGAUAACUGAAAGCAUGGCGGUCAUUCAUCCCUUAACUUCCAAUCUCAACCUGCAAAUCAACACACAAUUUACACACCUGAAAUCAGAAACCCUAACUAGAAGCAGACUCAAUUUCAGACCUCUAAUCGCUCGCUCUUGCUUGAAUCACAGCAAUGUCGUGCUCUUUGAUGCUGCUAAACACACGGUGGACACAUAUCUACAAAGUGGCAUGGUGGUUGGAUUAGGGUCUGGUCUAGCCUCAUCUAUGGCAAUAGAGUAUUUGGGUCAGAAACUUCGUGUCGGUCUACUAAAAGGCAUAGUUGGAAUUCCCACUUCUGACCGUAUUGCAAGUGAAGCAGAAAAGGCAGGAAUACCUCUGCAACUGUACCAAGAUAGUACACAAAUUGAUUUUUCAUUCAAUGAUGCUGACAUAAUGGAAGAAGGAAGCCUAAAUGUAGUCAUUGGUCGUCAGAGACCUCAGGGUGAGGAGUCUAUAAUUGAAGAGAAGAAAAUAUUAGAUGUGACGGAGAAUCUUGUUAUAAUGGUCAAAGAGAAACAGUACAAAACGGCUGUUGAGGGUUCAAUUCCUGUUUUAGUUAACUCUGUCAGCUGGAUGGACACUGCUGAAGAGAUCGAUGACCUCUUUGUCGGUGAUGCAGAGGUAUGGAGAAGACCAUCUAUGGGGCAUGCCGAUCCAACGGGAGGCAAUUUUCCAUUGGUCACAACAGACGGACAUAAUAUUCUCGAUGUCAUAUUUACAACUCCUAUACCGAACCUUGCUGAAGUAGCAAACCUCCUUAACAGCAUAGAUGGUGUUGCAUGUCAUGGCAUUAUAACUAAAACACCCUGUACUGCAGUGAUCGCUACAGAAUCAGGGCUUCGCAUAAUUGAAACUAGCAACGUGAGAAGCGUUUAAAACCUACAUGUACGCUUUCAUCUUUAACAUCUAAUGAUCUAUUUGCAUAUAGAACAAAUACACCUGCAUUUAAGUGGUAAUGAGCUAUAGAUUAUUGCAAAGAGGAAAGGCUCAAUAUCAUUUUGAUGGAAUUUUACGUUAUCAUAUCAUCAUUUACUUAGGGAAGUAAUAAUAUUGUCAAUUCCAUU
Helianthus annuus (common sunflower) is the source of this 1112-nucleotide messenger RNA. RefSeq names its product probable ribose-5-phosphate isomerase 4, chloroplastic. The transcript has 9 exons. Bases 43 to 924 code for a protein of 293 amino acids. Gene Ontology annotation, molecular function: ribose-5-phosphate isomerase activity. Gene Ontology annotation, biological process: pentose-phosphate shunt, non-oxidative branch. The record is from RefSeq and is a predicted model, not a curated record. NCBI's taxonomy places the organism in Eukaryota, Viridiplantae, Streptophyta, Magnoliopsida, Asterales, Asteraceae.